AUGCUGAGAACACUAGAUAUUCUGCGACCGCAUAUACCCAAGCCGGACAAUGGAAAAACGAAUGGCAAAACCGCUUCCUCGACCACGACCGCACUAGAACUAGGCUUCUCCAAUCUGAAUUUACAGGACACGACUGAGGAUGAUGAGGGAGAUAUCGAACAACCCGUGGCUGUGAAAGACUUGCCUUCCGUCCCAGUAGUAGAUAUUAGCUUGGACGACGCGAAUGUGGAAGAAAACUUCUUCCUCGACAUCAAAAGUUUCCUAAGAGAAAUGCAGUCUAUUCGGAAGUAUGUCUUGGAGCGAUGGACAGGACAAUCCGAUCUCAUGACCAAAACCUUUGUCACCAAUACCGCGAUCGCAAUCGUGCGACAGAAAGAAUACGAGUUCGAUCAAAGUCUAUUGCGUCCACCUCAGUACCCAGCGGAUGAUUUUCCCGUCGGGUGCUUACCGGCUUUGCUUCUUUUUAGGACGUUCUAUCCAGAGAAACUUGGCGAUAAGAAAGGAGUCGACGGGAUCCUCUGGCCUGCUGACACAGCGAAAUUCUCCGGCAAACAACCUUUACUUUGCUUCUACCAUGUGUAUAAUGGCCUAAACAUCUUUGACGCUGACCUGAGGUUUGAUCAUAAGACCGAGUCCCCAGCUUCUAUUUUGGUACAUGAUCGCAGGAAAGAGGCCAACAAUCAACGCGUACACCCAAACGUACUCGACGCGCGGGACAUGGCUGCAGUGCUUUACGUUUUAGACCAACUGCCAUUGUUCACACAAGAUUUUUCGGAGGAUGAAUUAACACGCGGCGUUCGACACGUAGUCGAAGAUGAGGAAAUAAACAUUCCUUUUUGGGUCACGUUUGCUAUGCAGAUCCAGCUCGACAUCAAUGAUCUUCCGAAGAGUUCCUUGGGAGACCCGCUUAAGGAUCUACAACGAGAAGCGACGAAGACCUCCAUACUCGUCCAAGAAGUCAAGAGGCAUAAUAACCCACUUGUGGACGUUCAUCGGGGCGAAGAAUUCGUCGCGCUUGAGGCGGUCGUUGAAACACUCAAAGCCGGAGUCUUCACGGACGGCACUACCCGCUUACUACAAGCCGCCGUCAAGAACUCAUUGACGCAGCCGCAAAACUAUAACCUGGCACCAUUGUCAGAAACAGAUCCGCUUUGUCCAGGCAUCUCUCUCGUUGUAGAAAAGGGCUUGUACUGGCGCAGCCAUCACCUGAGAUGUGGUGUCAUCAUAUAUGUUCUACGAACUUUGGUGCGGCAAUUCGCAAUUGCGCAGGACGCCAGUCAUUGUCAUGUACUCGGCGUUGCUCACCUGUACAACAUAUGUCACAACCUAUUUCCUGGUGCUCCGCACUUCCCCGAUCUGGAGUUCUUCAUGCAACGACAGGACCUAGAACGAUUCUUCUAUGGGAAAAUACCACAGGAUAUUACGGAUGCUAAGAGACAGCUGGAGCUUAUUCAGUACGGCAUAACUGAUGCAAUCAAAGGCCACACGUACCGUACGAUCAGCCAAAUUGGGAAACGCCUUAUGCGAAGCAGAUUCAUCCAGAGUCCUUCUAACCUAGACUCUGUGUUAGAAGAUCGUUUUUGUCUGCACGACGAUCCUUUGACUCCACAGGAAGUCGAUGCAUCGACCCGUCGCUUUUUGAACAGUUUCGGCGAUAAAAAGCGAGAACAUGAGCGAAUGCGGCUGUUCAACUGGCCAGCUGACGCAGUCGGUCCCGAGGGUAAGACAUACCAUAGGCUCUUUUUCCAUGAAUACGACAAGAUAUGGGACCCUGUUCCGACCUUGCGGUCGGUAAUGCUAUGGCUCGAGGCGGAUGCCGUCAAUCUCAACUUCUGCACCCCAAAGCUUGUCCUCCUCUGCAGCGACAUCCUCCGGGACAUCUUGGACAUGUUUCGGAAAGACCCUGCUUUCGAGAAGGACUUUUUACAAGGACAGAACCAUCCCGAUCUCUUGGCUUUAACUGUUGUUCAUCGAAUUCUAACCCUGGCCGCCAACGAGACUAAGUUGCGUAAACGACAGCCAAGUCUCCCAGCGAAGAGGAUGGAGCAGCUACGCGAGGUCUACAACAUCAUGCAAAAGCACUACAUGCGUCCUGUGAAAACCACGCCAGGCGAAAAGACAUGGGCGGGCGACGUCUGCAUUGCGAAUCUAGUCAACACGGAAAAGGAACCCCAGACCAGCGAAUAUUGGAGUGCAGUGAACUUUUUCAGUGGCCGCGACAUAUUCGGACACGCUGGGCGCAACAUUGAUCCAGAUAACUUGGGGCCUGCUGCUGCUGAGAAUUUGUACAAGAAUUGGGACUUUGGCGGGAGUAAAGAGGAGAGCAGGAUGUUCAACGCCCUCUCUAGGUUUCAUGUUGGAUGGGGUUCGAUGGCGAUCGUGAGAAGAGCUAUGGAGGGGCGUAAUCGAUAG
This is a messenger RNA of Alternaria triticimaculans, 2412 nucleotides long. RefSeq lists its product as uncharacterized. Bases 1 to 2412 code for a protein of 803 amino acids. NCBI's taxonomy places the organism in Eukaryota, Fungi, Ascomycota, Dothideomycetes, Pleosporales, Pleosporaceae. The record is from RefSeq and is a predicted model, not a curated record. The transcript has 2 exons.